UACACACUUUCCUUCCCACUUUCCUCCAUAAAACAACAUUUUCCUUCCAAUUUCUUUCACCUCCAAAUCUCACCUCCCUUCCUAAUUUUCCUUCACCUCCCCCCCUUUUCCUCCCCUCCUUCGGAAACAUAGUGUAAGAAAGAAAGAUGAAAUCUGUGUUGUUUUUUUCCUCUUUUCUCCACUCUUUUUUUUUUUCUCCUCCUCCCCCCUCCUCCAAAACAAGAGCUGAAAUAGAUCAUUUAUAGUAAAAAUGACGAGUCACGUGUCAUUUGUUGAUUGGUCAUUGUUGGGGCUGAAAUUGUGUUGCCUCUUUCUGAUUGGUCGAAUUUAAGGCCGCAUCUCAGGCCUCCACCUACUAAAGUCGGUUCUGACUUGUCAGGGCCUGUUAUGGAUAUGGUUAUCCAAUUGGCUUCGGGCCGAGUUGGGCCUGCAGUUACGGGCCUGAGUAUGGGCUUGGUCUAGUCCUGAACCUGGACUCAGUUUUGGGCCGAACUGGGCUCCGUUUUGGGUCAAACUAGGCUCUCAUUAUGGGCUUUAACUAACUGAUUCUUCAUCUUCUCUUUUUUUUUUUGCAGGUGCAUUGCUGAUGGUCUUCCACCACCGUGUCUUCUCCUCCCUCCAUCGUCUCCUCACCAACGAAUCAAUAGUCCUACAACACCAACCUCCGCCGCCGUCGCUGCAACCAACGCCAGUUAACUCAGAUCACCUAAUUCGAGUCUGCACGAUCCUCUUUCAACAACAAACCUUUCCAGACUCCAAGCUCCAAUCCAAGCUCUCUACCUGCGACUUCCAGCUUACCCACGAGUUCUUCCUCCAAGUGUGCAACAGAUUCCCUUUCUCCUGGCGUCCAGUCCACCGCUUCUUUCAGUACAUUCAGCAAACACCUUCCCUACAUAACAAUUUCGCCCACACCUCCGUCUCCUUCAAUAAGAUGCUCGAUGUCUACGGCAAGGCGAGAAACAUGGAUCUGCUCUGGGAAACGGCUCAGCAGGCAGGCCAAUUGGGGUUGGUGAGCGACAGAACGUUCGUGAUUGUUCUCAGAACUCUGGCCUCCGCGAGGGAGCUGAAGAAGUGCGUGCAGUUUUUCCACUUGAUGAAUGAUUCAGGGGUUGAAUACAGCUUGCAGAGGUUGAACAAGGUCGUGGAGGCUCUGUGUCGAGAUGGGCUCAUGGAGGAGGCCAAGUACGUGACUUUGAAGCUUAAGGACACCAUUCCCCCAGAUGGGUUCACUUACGGGUGCCUGAUUAAAGGAUUCUGCGACAUCGGUGACAUGAUUGAAGCGUCAAAGGUCUGGAAUUUAAUGGAGGAGGAUGGGUUCGAUCCGGAGAUCCAAGUGUUCGAGAAAAUGAUCGAGACGUUCUUCAAAAAGAACGAGGACACUGAAGCCGUGAAAGUGUUCCAAACCUUACGAGUUAACAGGAUGGAAGAACUAGGACUCUCGACUUACAACCUCGUCAUUUCAUGGUUCUGCAAGAAGGGCAAGCUCAGCCAAGCACAAAACUUGUUCGACGAAAUGCGGCAGAGAGGAAUUCAACCCGAUUGCGCAACGAUGGGAUCCCUUCUCUUCGUGCUGUCAUCAAGAGGCCGAGUGAACGAGGCCCAGAGAGUGCUGCAACAGAUCGAGAAACCGGACAUAGCCAUCUACCACGGACUGAUCAAAGGGCUGCUGAGCUCGAAAAGACCCAGAGAAGCAACAGAAGUCUUCAGGGAGAUGAUAAACAGAGGCUGCGAGCCCAUAAUGCAUACGUACGUGAUGCUGCUGCAAGGCCACUUGGGGAAGAGAGGGCGGAAGGGUCCCGACUCCACUGUGAACUUCGACACCAUUUUCGUUGGCGGGUUGGUGAAAGCUGGGAAGUCGCUGGAAGCUACCAAGUAUGUUGAGAGGAUACUGAAUGGCGGGAUGGAAGUUCCGAGAUUUGAUUACAACAAGUUUCUCCACUACUUCUCCAACGAGGAAGGAGUUGUUAUGUUCUUGGAGACGGCGAAGAAGUUGAGGGAGGUUGGAUUGGUUGAUUUGGCUUAUGUGCUUGGGAGGUAUGGGGAGAAAAUGGCCACUAGAGAUAGGCGAAGGAACAGAGAGGGUUAACUUGUUCUAAAACAAAGAGUUCACUUUUGUUUAGGUUUUAAAAUCGAGGAAUUUUGUUGAGAGAUCUACCUAUUUAUCAUUUUUCAACGCAUUUCUUUAAACAAAGAUUUCACUUUUCU
Messenger RNA from Linum trigynum, 2205 nucleotides. The record is from the annotation of a GenBank genome assembly. Lineage: Eukaryota; Viridiplantae; Streptophyta; Magnoliopsida; Malpighiales; Linaceae.